Maniola jurtina (meadow brown) is the source of this 2957-nucleotide messenger RNA. RefSeq names its product splicing factor 3A subunit 1 (gene Sf3a1). Bases 153 to 2375 code for a protein of 740 amino acids. Gene Ontology annotation, biological process: regulation of alternative mRNA splicing, via spliceosome; mRNA cis splicing, via spliceosome. Gene Ontology annotation, cellular component: catalytic step 2 spliceosome; U2-type prespliceosome; U2 snRNP. The transcript is spliced from 8 exons. The record is from RefSeq and is a predicted model, not a curated record. NCBI's taxonomy places the organism in Eukaryota, Metazoa, Arthropoda, Insecta, Lepidoptera, Nymphalidae. Gene Ontology annotation, molecular function: RNA binding; protein binding.
UAUCUAACCUAAAUUUGACAUUUGUGAUUUAGAGUUUGAUUUCGCGUUCUUUCUGUUUUCAUCGAUUUUCGCUAAUUCAUUAGGAAUUUUGAUGCAAUUGGUGUGAAAAUUAAAUUACGUGUUGUUAGUCGGUAGUAAAUUGAAAGGCUAUAAUGCCUUCCAUCGAUGUGAUGGCCCCUCCGGGGCAAACUCUCGACGAUGUGCCGGAGGAGCCCCAAGCGCCUCCGCCGCCAGUUAUUGGCAUCAUAUACCCACCACCAGAAGUCAGAAAUAUUGUUGACAAGACAGCGAGCUUCGUAGCUCGCAACGGGCCAGAGUUUGAGGCUCGCAUUCGGCAGAAUGAACUCGGCAACCCAAAGUUCAACUUCCUCAACUCUGGGGACCCCUACCAUGCAUACUAUCAGCAUAAGGUCAAGGAGAUCAGAGAAGGGAAAGGAACAGAUACAAUUGUCCCCAGCCCGGCUGGGCCUCCGCUGCAGCGGCCCGGCCUAGCGCCGGCACAAGCUGCCAGACAGCAGGAACUCCUUAAAGCUGCAGCUCCCAUAGAGCCCCCUCCCCCUCGCGACCCCCCGCCGGAGUUCGAGUUCAUCGCCGACCCCCCAUCCAUAUCAGCACUAGAGCUCGACAUCGUCAAACUAACCGCUCAAUUCGUGGCUAGGAAUGGACGACAAUUCUUAACUGAUCUAAUGAAAAAAGAAGAACGAAACCAUCAAUUUGAUUUCCUGCGCCCACAGCACUCUUUGUUUCAAUACUUCACGCGACUUUUGGAACAGUACACGAAAGUUUUGCUUCCACCAAAAGAAUUAGUCUCGAAAUUGAGUGGAGAAAUACGCAGCGGUGUUCUAGAACAAGCUCGGAGCAGAGCAGCGUGGCACUCUCACCAGGCGAGGCGCAAGGCUGCUGAUGAGGCGAGGAUCGAGAAGGAAAGGCUGGCGUAUGCGUCUAUCGAUUGGCACGACUUUGUAGUUGUGGAGACAGUAGACUACCCUGCAGGGGAACCGGGUGAUUUCCCGCCGCCGACGACGCCUUUAGAGGUUGGCGCAAGAGUGCUAGCUCAAGAGCGUGGAGAGGAUAUUGUACAAGCAAAUGAAGAAGAUGAUACAGAAAUGCAAUUGGAGUCUGAUACUGAGUCGGAUUCGGAUGAAGAUCUAGCUGAGAUGGAGGAUAGGACUCAACAACAGCAAAGACCUGACGAUAAUCGUGUUCAGGAUAUGGAGGAAGAUAGCUCGUCGUCUGAGGACGAAGGCCCUCCAGAACCGCCGAGGAUACCUAGCGAGGAAGCACCGUUGCCGCCUCGACCAGAUCGCGUGGUCGUUAAGAAGUACGAUCCUAAACGCGCGCGGCCUCAGCAGACCCCUGCGAGCGAGGAAUGGCUCGUGUCUCCGAUCACUGGAGAGAAGAUCCCAGCUAAUAAGGUCGCGGAUCACGUAAGGAUAGGGCUGCUGGACCCUCGCUGGUUGGAGCAGCGGGACCGCGCCGCGGCGGAGAGGUCCGACCGCGACGAGGCACUCGCUCCAGGCGCUGCUAUUGAAGCCUCGCUGAAACAGCUCGCCGAGCGUCGUACGGACAUUUUCGGCGUGGGCGACGAAGAGACGGCCAUCGGUAAGAAGAUCGGCGAGGAGGAGAAGCGUCGCGACGAGCGCGUGACGUGGGACGGACACACGUCCAGCGUGGAGGCCGCCACGCGCGCUGCCAGGGCGCACAUCACCCUGGAGGACCAGAUCCAGCAGAUACACAAGGUCAAAGGUCUGCUGCCAGAUGAAGAGAAGGAGAAGAUCGGGCCGAAGCCGGUGCUGCCCUCUGGCCGCGGCUCCAACAUGCCGCGCGCGCCGCCCGCGCCGCCGCGCGCUGCACCUCAGCCGCAGCCGGUGCUUUUGCAGCCCAUACCGCCGCUCAUGGUAAUACCCCCCAUGGCGCCGAGGCCCCCUCUGAUACCGACGCCUGUGGGAGCCCCCUUCGGGUUCGGGGUGGCGGGGGUGCCGGGCGGCGUGGCGGGCGUGCCGCUGCCCCCUCCGCCGGAGGACGACGAGCCCGCGUCCAAGAGGGCGCGCACCGAGGACGCGCUGGAGCCCGAGAAGGCCUGGCUCGCGGCACACCCCGGCGUAGCGCCACUGCAGGUGGUGUUACCAUCUCUGCCGGAUCGCGCGGACUGGCGACUGGAUGGCCGAACACUGCAGCUAUCCCUUUCCCUCGCGACUUCCGUGUCCGAACUCAAGAACAUCGUGCAACGCGCCACCAACAUGCCCACGGCCAAACAGAAGCUGCAAUACGAGGGGUUGUUCUUCAAAGACACCAACACCUUGGCGUACUACAACGUGCCGCCCGGCGCCCUGCUGCAGCUGCAAGUGAAGGAGCGCGGUGGGCGGAAGAAGUAGAGCUGAAGUCUUGUUCACCGCGUAAGGUCGCCGGCUUAUCGGUGAUAUAUUCCAGAAAGUGUGCACAGGAACUCUUCAAUCUUGUCCCCCUUCACCAUUUUACCACCGAAUUGCAAGACGUCAGGCGAGUUUCCAUCCUUAUGGAAUUAUUAUCCUUCCAUCAUUCCUCAUACGCAUAGCUAAGGUUUGGAUUAAUCUUCCACAAUCUGUUUCCUACCAAUUACAAUCUGGGUAUCUUUAAAAUAAGAGUGAAUAAGUAGGCAUCUUCUAAACGCGUCCCAUCUUAGGCCACAUUAUCACUUUCCAUCAGGCGUGAUUGUGGUCAAGCACUUACCUAUAAUGAAUAAAAAAUAACAAUUAGUGUCAUGUAACUCGGUUUAUGUCAGAGCAUAAAACCCAAAAAACCCUCCCAUUUUGCAUAUUUUUCUUUGGCCUUGCAUGUAUAUAGACAUUCAAAUAGUAUAGAUAGAAUUUGGUAGAAUGAAGUAAAAUUUGUUUGCCCAUUAUUACACUUUCUGCUACCAUGUUUAAGAUGAUUUAUUUUGUAAGAAAUAUGGUAUAAAUAAAUGAUUUAUCCUAAAA